Phacochoerus africanus (Common warthog) is the source of this 945-nucleotide messenger RNA. Its product is annotated as olfactory receptor 2AJ1-like. Gene Ontology annotation, biological process: G protein-coupled receptor signaling pathway. The record is from RefSeq and is a predicted model, not a curated record. NCBI's taxonomy places the organism in Eukaryota, Metazoa, Chordata, Mammalia, Artiodactyla, Suidae. Gene Ontology annotation, cellular component: membrane. Bases 1 to 945 code for a protein of 314 amino acids. Gene Ontology annotation, molecular function: G protein-coupled receptor activity; olfactory receptor activity. The transcript has a single exon.
AUGACAGAUUUGGAGAACCACACAAUCACUGAAUUUAUUCUUCUGGGUUUGCUGCAAUACACCCCAACUCACAUGUGUCUCUUUGCACUUAUCAUCAUAAUAUUUCUUUUUACACUCACCGGAAACAGCCUCUUAAUUUUGGUGAUCCUGAUAGAUCCCAAUCUUCACACUCCAAUGUAUUUUUUCCUUUGGCAGCUAUCUCUCAUUGACAUUCUCUUUACUCUUGCCAUUGUACCCAAGAUAAUGACAGACUACCUUCUGCAUAAAACAGUCAUCUCUGUUUCUGGCUGUGGCACCCAAAUCUUCCUGGGGCUGGCUCUGGGAGGAACUGAGUGCAUCCUUUUAGGUCUCAUGUCCUAUGACCGAUAUGUUGCCAUCUGCAAGCCUCUACAUUAUCCACUUCUCAUGAACUGGUCCCUAUUUAAGCAGAUGGCUUUUAGCUCAUGGGCCAGUGGUGUUUUCAAUGCCUUGAUGCACACUGUCUACACCAUGAGAUUCUCCUUUUGUGGAUUGAGGGAAAUACAUCAUUUCUACUGUGAACUUCCCAGUGUCUUGCAUCUCUCCUGUGAGGACACCUCGACCUAUGAGACGGGAGUUUUCAUUAGCACUACCAUUUUGCUUCUUAUUCCAUUCUCAGUCAUCCUUGCUUCUUACACACUCAUCCUGGUCACCAUCAUCCAAAUGACUUCUACUGAGGGGAGGAAGAAAGCAUUUUCUACUUGCUCAUCUCAUCUUACAGUUGUCAGCUUAUAUUAUAGUGCCAUUAUUUUCAUGUAUAUGAGGCCAAUCUCUUCUCAUACUUUCAGUCAAGACAAAGUAGUAUCUGUCUUCUAUACCAUUCUGACACCUAUACUAAAUCCUAUGAUUUAUAGUCUUAGAAAUAAGGAUGUGAUGGGAGCCUUGGGAAAAAUCCUAUGGAAGUGUACAUUGUAUUCUAAAAUGUGA